Messenger RNA from Sinocyclocheilus rhinocerous, 585 nucleotides. Its product is annotated as heterogeneous nuclear ribonucleoprotein U-like protein 1. Gene Ontology annotation, cellular component: nucleus. Gene Ontology annotation, biological process: alternative mRNA splicing, via spliceosome. The transcript has 4 exons. Gene Ontology annotation, molecular function: protein binding; RNA binding. The coding region runs from base 1 to 570 and encodes 189 amino acids. NCBI's taxonomy places the organism in Eukaryota, Metazoa, Chordata, Actinopteri, Cypriniformes, Cyprinidae. The record is from RefSeq and is a predicted model, not a curated record.
AUGCCUUCAGCCAGCCUGAAGUAUAAGAACACGUCACCAACUUAUGCCGGUCUGAACCGGGCAUGCCUCGAGGUUCUGGAAUAUCUACCAGUGAAGCAUCUUCCCAGCAGUGAGCCUGACCCUCAUGUCGUGAGAGUCGGGUGGUCUCUGGAUUCCUGCAGCACACAGCUUGGAGAGGAGGCAGUCUCUUAUGGGUAUGGCGGAACAGGGAAAAAGUCUACCUGUUGCAAAUUUGAAGAUUACGGAGAGAAAUUUGGUGAAAGUGAUGUCAUUGGAUGUUAUAUUGACUUUGACAGUCAUGAGCAGGUGGAAAUGGCUUUCUCAAAGAACGGGAAGUGGCUUGAUGUGGCAUUUCACGUAUCUAAAGAAGAACUGGCUGGUCGUGCACUGUAUCCUCACAUCCUGGUGAAGAACUGCUCUGUUGGGUUUAACUUCGGGCAACGAGCGGAUCCGUUCUUUCCUUUGCAAGAUGGUUACACAUUCAUCGGGGCUGUCAACAUAGAGAACAGGGUCAGAGGAACUGUUGGUCCCACCAACAAAUCUGAUUGUGAGGUAAAUUCUCCUGAUUAGCUCCGUACAGGUAGU